UACUCGGCAGUCGGCCGUCAAACGUUGCCGAGAGCGAACGUAAUGGCGCUUAAAUUGAUUUGUUUCUUCGCGUUAAUAGCGUGGUGUUAUGCGCAACCGAGGGCGGCACAGUAUGUAGUGCCAGCGGCGAAACUUGAAGCUAUAUACCCUAAAGGGCUGAGGGUAUCGAUUCCAGACGAUGGUUUCUCCCUCUUCGCUUUUCACGGAAAGCUCAAUGAAGAAAUGGAUGGUUUAGAAGCUGGACACUGGGCGAGAGACAUUACCAAAGCCAAAGAAGGCCGAUGGACCUUCAGAGAUCGAAAUGCACAGUUGAAGCUGGGAGACAAGAUCUAUUUUUGGACUUACGUUAUAAAAGAUGGCUUGGGUUAUAGACAAGAUAAUGGUGAAUGGACGGUUACAGAAUUUGUUGAUGAGGAAGGUAAACCAGUGGAUCCAAAUCUCGCACCUACACCAUCACCAACUCCACAAAGUCCAAAUGAACCCAACAAACCUUCACCGCCUGCCCCAAGACCUGACCCGCCAUGUCAAAUUUCCAAAACCACAGUUCAAGGUCGGAACGCUGUGUGCACUGGCGCUUUGAUAUUUACCGAAAAUUUCGACAAACAAGGUUUACAAAAUCUGGCGAAUUGGGAGGCUGAAGUUAAAUUUCCUGAAGAACCAGACUAUCCAUUCAACGUAUAUAUGGCUGAUGAAACCUUAGACAUAAGUGAUGGAAACCUCAUUAUUAGUCCUAAGUUGCUCGAGUCACAUUUCCACCAGGGCAUCUUAACUGAGAGCCUUGAUCUAACUAACAGGUGUACUGGACCCAUCGAUACCUCACAAUGCAAGCGUCAAGCAUCAGGUGCCCAAAUUCUACCUCCAGUUAUGACUGGCAAGAUCACUACUAAGAACAAGUUUAAUUUUAUAUUUGGAAAAAUUGAAGUUCGAGCCAAACUUCCAGCUGGAAACUGGUUAAUACCAGAAAUUAACCUCGAGCCACGCGACGAUGCGUAUGGUUCCCGGCGAUACGAGUCUGGAUUGAUGAGGAUUGCUUUUGCUAAAGGCAAUGCGAUUUUUGCCAAAAAGCUGUAUGGAGGACCUGUUCUAUCAGACUCGGAACCUUAUAGGACCCUCUUACUCAAAGAGAAGAUUGGCAUUGACAAUUGGAACAGAGACUACCAUAACUACACCUUGAUUUGGAAGCCAAACGGCAUCGAACUCCUCGUAGAUAACGAACGGUACGGAACCAUUGAAGCCGGGGAAGGGUUCUACACGAGCGCCAGGGAGCACGCGGUACCACAUGCCGCAACCUGGCUUAGAGGCACCAUCAUGGCUCCACUCGACAAGAUGUUCUACAUUUCUCUCGGUCUUCGAGUGGGUGGUGUAAAUGACUUUGCCGAUGUCUCUGACAAGCCGUGGAAGAACCGAGCCAACAAGGCCAUGCUGAACUUCUGGAAGGACAAGGACAACUGGUUCCCGACCUGGUACGACUCCAACCUGAAGGUUGACUACGUCAAGGUCUAUGCUCUGUGAUAUAGCUAGAAAUGUUCUUUAUGUCCCUCGUAGUAAUUCUAUGUGUAUUAGUUUACUAAGUUAUGUUAUACUGUUUUGUUUCUCGCACUAGACUAAGUUUAUAGAUAUGAGUAUAAUAAAUGUAGAAUAAGUGAGGAAAUAUUUCAAUAGUGUUUAUUAACUUUAGAACAUCAACCAGAAGGUCGCGACCCUUAGGGAUAGACGGGGGGGGGGGUGAGUUUGCAUUUUACUGCUAGUUUAACGUAAUAAAAUAAUAAAAAAUGGUUAUUAAACAUAUAAAUACACUAUUAAUUAAUUAUUAUAAUUUUUUAGUGACGGGAUAUAUAUGGAGGCAAGACUUUUUACUUAAUUUUUUGGCUUUUUCGUGGGUCGCAACAUAAAAAUGGUUGAGAAACAAUGUUUUAGAAGUACUAAAAGUUUUUUAAUACUUUAUCAGUGUUACCGAAAUUUGCUGUUUGACCAGGAUAAAAAGUAGCUGUUCCAAAUAAUACGUCAAUGCAAAAUUUUAUAACAGUUAGUAAAGCCGUUGAGGCGGCAAAAGAUAACAAGAAAACAAACUUACUUAUAAUAUUAGUUCAUACAUCAUACUGGAUAAGAUCAUACAGGUGAAGUCGAAAUCAUUAGCGUAUUUUAAGAGCAUUUUACCAGUAAAAAGGACGUUUUCUUUAAAGUGACAUCGACUGAAACAUGUCGAAUUAUUCUGAGCAUGAUUUAACAAAUCAUCAUCAUUUUAGCCGUUAACUGUCCACUGUUGAACAUAGGCCUCCUGUUAUUGGGGGGUGUUGUCAAUACAAAAGCCAAUGUAGUUGCCAGACUUAGCAGGUGAGUUGUAAAUCGCGGUUAGGCUUUGGUGAUGUUUUAAAAAGUUUGCUACUGCCCAUCCUUCGACCAUUAAGUUUCCUUAACUCUUACGAUACACAUGGGAAAAGAAGAGAAGGUAUGCCAAAUGACCACAGUGUAUUAGUGUGAUAGGCAUAUUAUUUAUAUUUUUAUUUUACUUUUGUAUCUACGCAUAUGUUUCUCUGGGGAAAACGUCAAAUGUCUCCGGUAAAACACUUAUAAAAUAUACUAAUGAAUGCAUGAACACAUAUCUAAAUAAAUAUGUUUAUAACUAUUUAAAUUAACUAUAAUAGGUAAAAAACAAUUUCUUUCGAUUCAGUAUUAUUGACUCUAGAAAUGUGUUAUGUGUUCGAAAUACGAAAAUACAAGGAGAUGACUUUAAUUCUGAACAAAAAUUUAUAUUUCGAAUCUAAUACUCACUGGAUAUUAAAAAGUAAAUAUAUAUUUAAUGUUUUUUUUUUAUAAGACUGUACAUUGUUAAGGCAUGUCCACCGUAUCGACCUUGUUGAAUCAUUCCAAAUAUGUUUUUUAACAAAAUAAGGGCGAGACCUAAUUUUCAAUGUUCAGUGUGCAAUGAUUAAUUUUUAAUAUUGGUUUUAAUUAUGUUUUAUUUAGUAGAUUUUAUUGCAGUUGACAUGCCUUUACGUUCUAUGUACAACGUCAUAAUGACUGAUAAUGAUGGUACAAUAAAAUUAUUUGUACAACUUGAUUAUAUUAUAGUUGCUCAAAAUAUGCAAAAGCUGUAAGUUUUUCGUAGAAUUAGUGGUUUUUUUAUGUGAUAAAAAUAUACAUUUGAAAAAUG
Galleria mellonella (greater wax moth) is the source of this 3154-nucleotide messenger RNA. It is a transcript of the gene BGRP3, whose product is annotated as beta-1,3-glucan-binding protein-like. The record is from RefSeq and is a predicted model, not a curated record. Gene Ontology annotation, biological process: carbohydrate metabolic process. The transcript is spliced from 8 exons. The coding region runs from base 43 to 1512 and encodes 489 amino acids. NCBI's taxonomy places the organism in Eukaryota, Metazoa, Arthropoda, Insecta, Lepidoptera, Pyralidae. Gene Ontology annotation, molecular function: carbohydrate binding; hydrolase activity, hydrolyzing O-glycosyl compounds.